UUACACCGUUGCAUUUGCUUACGCGUUCCAAGAUAUCGAAUCACACUGCUCCCAACGUGUAUAAAGUAUAAACAUCCAAAACCCACUCUCAUCCUAACAUCGAAAUCGACGUCUACUUUCUUGAAUUUCUUCCAUAAAUUCUUGAUAUUUUAGCUUUGCUAUUAGGAAAAUUUUUCAUUCUUGAAUCAAGAAUCCACUAAUAAUGGUCCGAGUGAGUAACAAUUUGGUUGGCAUUCUCAAUCUAGUCACACUUUUGCUGUCAAUUCCUAUCAUAGGAGGGGGCAUAUGGCUCUCAAAACAUGCCAACACAGAGUGCGAGAGAUUCUUAGACAAGCCAGUAAUAGCCUUAGGAGUCUUUAUUCUGCUCGUUUCAAUUGCUGGUUCAGUGGGCUCUUUCUGUAGGGUUUCAUGCCUAUUAUGGGUAUAUUUAGUGGUAAUGUUCUUGCUGAUUCUUCUAUUGUUUUGCUUCACAAUCUUCGCAUUUGUGGUGACAAAUAAGGGGGCUGGUGAGGCCCUUUCUGGUAGAGGGUAUAAAGAGUACAGAUUGGGGGAUUAUUCAGAUUGGCUGCAGAAAAGGGUUAAUAAUGACAAGAAUUGGAAUAAGAUUAGGAGUUGUUUGCAGGAUAGUAAGAUUUGCCAGAGGCUUCUUGAUGAUGGUUCAUCCACCAGAGUUGAAGAUUUUUACAAACAACACCUCUCUUCCCUUCAGUCUGGUUGCUGUAAGCCAUCGAAUGACUGCAAUUUCCAGUACAUUAGCCCAACCAACUGGACUCGGACACCAACCUCAUCCUUGACUAAUCCCGACUGCACUGCCUGGAGCAAUGAUCCGAACAUCUUGUGCUAUCACUGCCAGUCGUGCAAGGCUGGGCUGCUGGACAACAUUAAGAGGGACUGGAAGAGGGUGGCUGUUAUCAACAUCAUUUUCCUCGUCUUCCUCAUUAUCGUUUACUCUGUUGGAUGCUGUGCAUUCAGAAACAACCGGGAAGAUAACUCGUGGAAACGGUUCCCUUAAUGUCUAUCGACUCUAAUUUUUAGUAGAUACACGUCAGUAUAGCCUGCCUUCUACUGUUUUUAUUGCAUUCUGGAUGUUACGUUGCCAGUUACUAUUGUUUUUGGUGCACGGUUUAUUGCUUUUGCUUUGCACAAACAGGUUCAUAUUUAUAUAUUUGGGAUCUGUUGUUAUAAAUUGGCUCAUUGUUCAUUUCAAUUUA
Molecule: messenger RNA, 1211 nt
Organism: Olea europaea var. sylvestris
Lineage: Eukaryota; Viridiplantae; Streptophyta; Magnoliopsida; Lamiales; Oleaceae
Product: tetraspanin-8-like
Exons: 2
Coding region: 203-1012 (269 amino acids)
Biological process (GO): auxin-activated signaling pathway
Cellular component (GO): plasmodesma; plasma membrane
Source: RefSeq, a predicted model, not a curated record